Molecule: messenger RNA, 1035 nt
Organism: Brassica oleracea var. oleracea
Lineage: Eukaryota; Viridiplantae; Streptophyta; Magnoliopsida; Brassicales; Brassicaceae
Exons: 6
Coding region: 114-782 (222 amino acids)
Biological process (GO): chaperone-mediated protein complex assembly; protein folding
Cellular component (GO): nucleus; cytosol
Molecular function (GO): protein-folding chaperone binding; Hsp90 protein binding
Source: RefSeq, a predicted model, not a curated record
AAGAGAAAGUCGUUCUCUGUCAAUUAAAACAAAUCUAAUCUUUGCGUCGUCACCGUUUGAGUUCGUCUCUCUUCUCUCUAGGGUUCUUCUUCUUCUACAGGCUUCCGCUAAACAUGAGCCGUCAUCCUGAAGUUAAGUGGGCCGAGACCAUUGACAAGAUUUUCCUCACCGUAGUAUUAGCGGAUUCCAAGGAGACUAAAGUUAAUCUUCUCCCAGAAGGAGUCUUUGAUUUCUCCGCAAAAGCUGGUCCUGAAAAUCACGUUUAUGAACUUAAACUCGAGCUUCACGAUAAAGUCAACGUUGAGGAAAGUAAGAUCAACAUUGGAGAAAGAAGCAUCUUCUGCAUAAUAGAAAAAGCAGAGCCAGCAAGGUGGGACAAGCUAAUCCGUGGAGGGAAAGCGCCACACUAUGUUAAGGUUGAUUGGGACAAGUGGGUAGAUGAGGACGAUGAAGGCAACGCUGGUGCCGGAGAUAUGGAUAUGGGAGGAAUGGGUGGAAUGGGUGGAAUGGAUUUCUCGAGCUUGGGUGGAAUGGCUGGACUUGAAGGACUUGGCGGCAUGGGUGGACUUGAAGGACUUGGCGGCAUGGGUGGUAUGGGAGGCAUGGGUGGUAUGGGUGGUAUGGGAGGCAUGGGUGGUAUGGGUGGAAUGGGUGGCAUGGAAGAGUUUGAAGACAGUGAUGAUGAAGAAGAAACCGCAAACUCUGGAGACAAGAAAGAUGAAGCUGCCAAGGAAGAAGCGAAGGCAGAAGAACUCACAACAUCUGCUAAGGAAGACAAGUGAAGACCACUGUUUCAGAGAGGAAACCAUAUGGUUGGUACUGUUAGCUUUCAGGGUUUAUGAAGCUCUUUUUUAGUUAAAAUGUUGUCACUCUGUUUUGCUUUUACGGAUUUGUUUUUCACUUUUAAGUAUGCAUUGUUGUGUGGUUGGUUAUAUGGUUGGUUCCAGAUGAUCUCAGACUUGCAAUUUUUGGCAGUGACAAGUUUCUGUGGAAACCUUUUCUAUGUCUAUUGCCAAGACUAUCUUUUUUACAACA